Strigops habroptila (Kakapo) is the source of this 1868-nucleotide messenger RNA. RefSeq names its product short transient receptor potential channel 2 (gene XNDC1N). Lineage: Eukaryota; Metazoa; Chordata; Aves; Psittaciformes; Psittacidae. The transcript is spliced from 9 exons. Gene Ontology annotation, molecular function: damaged DNA binding. Gene Ontology annotation, cellular component: nucleus. The record is from RefSeq and is a predicted model, not a curated record. Bases 19 to 1479 code for a protein of 486 amino acids. Gene Ontology annotation, biological process: single strand break repair; base-excision repair.
GCGCCGCACGGAGCGCACAUGGCGCACGGUCCCUUAGCGGGCCCCGCGCUGCAGGACUACGUGUCCCGUCAUGCACCGCGGCGGAGCGCCGGGACCGGCCGAGGCGGGAACCGGGACCGGGGCCGGGACCGGGACCAGGAGCAGGAGGAGGACCGAGACCGGGAUCAGGAGCGGGGCCGGGAUCGGUUCGUGCGUGGCGGGGGCUCGCGGGAGCGGCUCCGGAAGGAAGGAGGCUCCGUCCCGGCUCCGGGGGGUCCCGGAUGGCUCCGGUUAAAAUCAGCUUUGUGGUGUCCUUCUCCUCACAGCCGCCGGGCUCCCGGCUGGGGUCUCGGCUGUGCCACCACGUCUGUGCCCUCGCAGCAGGACCCCAAAUUCCCGGCAGAGAACCUGCUCCGUGCGGACGCCCCCCGGCCCUGGCUGGGCUGCCCGCAGGACCGCAGCCGGCAGCUCCGCGUGGAGCUGCAGCUGGAGCGCGCCAUUCCCAUCGGAUACGUGGAUGUUGGGAACUGCGGCUGCGCCUUCCUGCAGCUCGAGGUGGGACGCUCGUCGUGGCCGCGGGACCGGCCCUACCUCCCGCUGGUGCCCAGCGUGGCGCUGAUGACCCCGGCGGAGGCCAGGCUGGAGCAGAACCGCUGCGGGGUCCGCAUGUUUAAGGAAGCCGACUUCCCGGCGCCGGCGCUGGGGCAGAGGUGGGACCGGCUGCGCCUGACGCUGAGCCAGCCCUUCAGCAGGCACAGCCAGUUCGGGCUCUCCUUCAUCCGCGUGCGCACGCCGCUGGACCCCCCGCGCCCCCCACAGCGCCCGGUGGGUGCCUCCUGCCCCGAGGCAGCGGUGAUGGGCUCCUCCGCCACCGCCCGAGCACCGGGGAGCGCCCCUGAGGGCGCCCAUCCCAGCUCCCUGCGUUCCGAGCCCAUGGACAGCCCUUGGAGCUCCAGCCCUGCCUUGUCCCGGAGCCUCUUUCCAGCACCCUGCUCCCGGGGCUGGGGGCACCUCGAGGUGCUGCCUCCGAGCCCCUGCUCCCGAUCUCCUGCCCAGGAGCCGCAGGGAGGAGGAGGAGGAGGAGGAGCUGAGGCUGAAGCGGCGCCUGUCCCAGCUGGAGCCCUCCUGCCUCAGCCGCCCGGCGCGGAUGCUGCUCUCGGCGGCGCGGAGCCGGGCGCUGAGGUCCAGAACCAGCCCCAGGGGGGACCCGGCGCUGCUGGAGGGGGGUCCCGGAGGAGCCGCGGCGCCCGGCUCUGCCGAGGGUGUCCCCACCAGAGCCCCCAGGGACAGCAGGCGGGGAGCUCCCAGCAGGUCCCUGCCAGGCCCCCCCAGGGCAGGAGCCCGGCCCAGAGCCCGCAGGCAGCGAGUGGGGCACAGCAGGACAGGGGGCAGCAAAGGGGGCAGCGGCCACAGGGAGACGGGCGUCUGCCCCAUCUGCUCCGCCUGCUUCAGCCUGGAGCUGCUCCCCACACACGCCUCGGGCUGUGGGGAGGAUGCUGACGGAGCCCGGCCUUCCUCCACGGUGACAGGGGCCCCCUGGGUGUCCUGCCCCAUCUGCGACCUGCCCUUCAGCGCCCAGGAGGUGCAGCUGCACGCCAGCACGUGUGGGGAGCCCGCGGGGACAUGGGGCAGCCCGGCCUCACCCUCAUCACCCAGCCCCACAGGGCUGUGAGGAUGGGGGGACACGGAGCCGUGUCGUGGUACCCAGGGGCUGGAGCUGCCGCACGUGGGAGCAGCGCAGGAUGUGGGGCAGGGGAGGAGCUCGGCACCCCCAGAAAGGGGGCUGGAGGCUGGUGUGGGGCUGGAGCUGGUGUGUGGAGCGCCCCAAGGCUUGGGGGGUGCCCCACGGGAUGGGUUUUAACUGGAGAGGAAUAAAGGAGAGAAGUGGA